Messenger RNA from Enterobius vermicularis (human pinworm), 590 nucleotides. The record is from the annotation of a GenBank genome assembly. Lineage: Eukaryota; Metazoa; Nematoda; Chromadorea; Rhabditida; Oxyuridae.
AUGAUGAAACGAGUGGCACGACCGGUUGAUGUACCGAAAUUGCGCAGAAAUUUGAAAAACCGCAACAGACUUGCCGACACAAUGUGUUGUGGGUACCUUGGUGGAUUUGCUUAUUUGAAAUUUAUUCUGAUUUGGUUGGUGUGUAUCGCUCUAGAUCUUCUUAUUGGCUUCCGUUUUGAACUGCUGUACCCAGUAUGGCUCUCAAUCGGAAAUUGUUAUGAUUCGUUUCGCCUGCAGGGUCUUAUCAGCUCACUUCACUAUUCUGCUUUCUCUGUAAUUUUUAUAUGCGCAACGUUGGCGUCAGACCUUAUAUUCUUUGUUUUGUUGCCGGUUCAAAUACUUUUGUUUUUAGCUAGCAGCUAUAUUUGGAUACAUUUUGCUUGGCAAACAGCAAUGGAUAUUGUAGGAGAGCGUGGGUUUGGUCCAGCUCAACUGUUUCUUUGGAUAGUUUUAAUUUCCUUCGAAUAUAAUUGGAGGUAUCGAGGUGAUUCUCCUGUACACCUAUUUUUAGAAUCUUCAUUUGGUUCAAUUAUCAAUUUUUUGACAGGUUCAAAUUUUACUUCAUUUUCUUCGUUGUUAAAGUUUUAAUU